This is a messenger RNA of Dendronephthya gigantea, 2474 nucleotides long. RefSeq names its product solute carrier family 23 member 1-like. Gene Ontology annotation, cellular component: membrane. Gene Ontology annotation, biological process: transmembrane transport. Bases 154 to 1896 code for a protein of 580 amino acids. Gene Ontology annotation, molecular function: transmembrane transporter activity. Lineage: Eukaryota; Metazoa; Cnidaria; Anthozoa; Malacalcyonacea; Nephtheidae. The record is from RefSeq and is a predicted model, not a curated record. The transcript has 13 exons.
AUUGCAGUGUAGCGUUAAAACCGCCUUUUGCUGUAUAUUUUUGAUCUCGAAAUUUGGGGGAAUAAUAUCGAUGCCAAUCUUGUUUGAUAAAUUAAAAUAAGUGAUUGACAUUGAAACCUUCCUCAAUCCUUUGACUCUGGUGUUUAGAAGGCGAUGAUGCAAGAGAUGGAUACUGAAAAUACACAAAACGCUGCUGAAUCUACCGAGAAGACAAGUGAAAUUGUGCAAAAAAACAAGUUAAGCUACUCAAUUGAAGAAAAUCCACCAUGGCAUCUCUCAAUACUUCUUGGUUUUCAGCAUUAUUUGACUAUGUUUGGCUCCAACAUCACCAUCCCGUUGGUACUAGCCAUGCCAUUGUGCAUUAAUGAUGACGUCGUCAAAGGGAAACUUAUCAGUACGAUUUUCUUCAUGAGUGGAGUUGCAACCUUGCUCCAGACUAUACUUGGUAACAGAUUACCCAUUGUUCAAGGAGGAACAUUCUCAUAUUUAGUUCCAGCAUUUUCAAUUUUAUCCUUGCCAGAGUUUACUUGCCCAUCUGGUUUCAAAGAAAAUCCGUCGAACAGUACUUUUAAUGGAAUUUGGAAAAAACGCAUGCUUGAGCUUCAGGGAGCAGUAAUGGUGUCAUCUCUGUUCCAAAUAUUCAUUGGCUUCAGCGGGUUGAUGGGUCUCAUGUUACGUUUUAUUGGACCUUUGACUGUAGCUCCUACCAUUAGUCUUGUUGGAUUGUCCUUGUAUGGAGCAAGUUCUGAUUUCGCAGGAACUCACUGGGGAAUAGCAUCGUUAACAAUUGGUGUGAUGGUAAUAUGCUCACUAUUUCUGGCCGAAAUUCAAGUACCAUUACCUUGCUAUUCAAGGACAAGUGGUUUCUUCCGACAAAAACUACGGAUUUUCAAAUUAUUUCCAGUGGUGAUUGCAAUUGCUACGGCCUGGAUAUUCUGUCUCAUUCUUACAGCAGCAGGGACAUUUGACAAAAGUUCUAAAGCUAGAACAGAUGCUCGUUCUUCAGUCUUAUCUGAUUCACCUUGGUUUAGAAUACCCUAUCCAGGUCAGUGGGGUACACCAACCGUCAGUGUUGCCAGUGUUUUUGGAAUGCUUGCUGGUGUUCUUGCAGGUAUUGUUGAGUCGGUAGGUGAUUACUACGCAUGCGCAAAUCUAUGCGGUGCUCCACCUCCCCCAGAACACGCGGUAAACAGGGGGAUUGGUGUUGAAGGAUUGGGUUGCUUGUUUGCUGGUUCUAUUGGGACAGGAAAUGGAACUACCUCGUUUAGUGAAAACGUUGGUGCAAUUGGGAUUACCAGGGUCGGUAGUCGUCGUGUGGUACAGAUUGGAGCUGUAUGUAUGAUUGUACUCGGCAUCCUAGGAAAGUUUGGUGCGUUAUUUUCUACCAUCCCUGAUCCUGUUGUCGGUGGUAUUUUUUGUUGUAUGUUUGGUAUGAUUACAGCUGUCGGGAUUUCAAAUCUUCAAUAUGUUGAUUUAAACUCCGUACGAAAUUUGUUUAUCAUCGGCUUUGCUUUUAUCAUGGGUUUUGCAGUGCCAGAUUAUUUCAACAAAAAUCCGGAUGCAAUUAAAACAGGUGUCGUUGAAAUUGAUCAGAUUCUUACAGUUCUUCUAAAGACUAGUAUGGCAGUUGGUGGGAUAUUGAGUGUACUCUUGGAUAACCUAGUCCCUGGAACACCAGAAGAGCGAGGAAUGAUAAAAUGGCAAGGGGUCAAAUCGGCAGACUCGAAAAAUACUGCAAAAAGGCUACUUCGGGUCUACGAUUUACCAUUUGGAAUCGGGAACAGCUGGAAAAUAUCAAAGUAUUUACCAUUUAUGCCUUACCACCCUGAGGAAACAUCAGAAACAGUUGUCACAUUAUCGCUAUCCACUCAAUCAUCACCGAAACCUAAUUUAUAAACCAAGUUAUUUACCCCAAAAAUGAGUUUAUCAGACGAAGCCUGGUUUUCGUACGUCGUUGACAGUCAUGGAAGUGAUUAGAUUGACGGAUUUUGACACUAAUUUAGUCAAACGUUAACCAUCACAAGUUCGACGUAGCCCAGGACCCAAAAAAAAUUUGUAAGCAUUUUCCCAAACCUUAUGACUCUCACGUCUUUCACACACCGCGAUGCCGAUGGGAACAUUCUGCCUAGAGUAUAUCUUACGCUGGGCCCCUUUGCCCCCUAGGCACUUUGCAGGCCUUCAGUAUUUUGCCCUCUGGGAUCCCGUCGUCGGCCUUGAUAAGUUAUCCUCUUUUUAAUUCCGGCAGUAUCGUAAUAACGAAGUAGUUUUUAUUUAGCGGUAUAUUUAGUAAUUUUUAUUUAGUGGUUUAUUUAGUAGUUUUUAUUUAGUACACCGUUUUUCGGUACAUUCGACCAUCGUCGAGUAUACCGUUUUUCGUUUACCGGGUGAUUUAAAUAGUCCUCUUGCAUGACAGUAAUCGUAAACUCAAACUUUCAUUGCAACUUUUAAUAAAUUUACUGCUGUCGUAAAAUUUA